Molecule: messenger RNA, 2547 nt
Organism: Phytomonas sp. Hart1
Lineage: Eukaryota; Euglenozoa; Kinetoplastea; Trypanosomatida; Trypanosomatidae
Source: the annotation of a GenBank genome assembly
AUGAGUAUGAUAUUACCAAUAGUGCGUGAUGUCGCCGUAGACUGGGCCAGCCUCGUAAAAGGUGCCUUUGAGGAAAUUCAUAUUAGCGUCCCGCGCUCCGUUGAAGACUCCUUGAUGGCACUCAAUACCUAUGCCAAACUUCCACCCUCCGCCUUUUCUCAUCUCACGACCGGACUCAAGGAUGCGUGUGUUUAUUGCGCUUUGCUCACAUCGCUUGAUCAGUCCAUUACGGAGUGGCCGGUCGCCCUUCAGCGCAGAAUGUCUGCCGCCUCCAUACAACGUGGAGGAUCCAAAAUCACUACCUGUAGGCCAUUAGUGGAAGCCGUCAUCGUGCUGUAUAAUGCCGCGGUGGCAAACUUGGAGGGUGGUAUGUCGAACCUUGCUCGAAUACACGCGGAUGCCUCCCAACGUCAUCCCGCAAUGGACACGCGAACGACGGUGCAUCCCAAUGUCAACGCCAAGAAUGCCUAUCGCCACUUCCAGUAUGCCCAUGUGUUGAGCAUCGACGUGAUGGGGUUCCUUUUUCCGUUAUUGGAGUGCGAUGGUGCUGUCACACGACCAACUCUCUCCAUCUACGAAACAGUCCAGCUGAAAUCUCUACUUGAGGUUGAGGAAUUGCAAGCGCUUGUGAGUUUGUGCAUAGCGGUAGCAAAGUACGUUUUUGCUCUCAACGAUUCGAUUGGGGAAAAGCUAGAUGUGCUGGCGAAGCUCGCCUUUGCAGGGGCUUCGCUUCAAAUCCCGGAGUUGACCGCCAGGGGGUUUCCCGAGAUUCGCCUGCUGCCGAGUUUCCUCUUGGUUGCCUAUCACUGCCACCAGGCGGAGUACUACUACAAGGUAACUCCCAAGCUACCGGACAUGGCUCGUGCGCUAGGUCACAUAUCCUAUGCCGACGAGAUUUUGUGUGGAAUAGAUAAGAAAAUCAAAAGUGGUAACUUCCAAAAAGAUGACUGGAAUGAUGGCAGCAAAGUAGCAAAAAUGACAUUAUCGUUGGGAAAGCUUUUGUGGCGAAAGUUUGUUGGGGAUCGAAGCAAAAAAGAAACCAAUGGUCCUGAAGGAAGGUACCUCAUCGAAGAGAUGGAGUCUGAUAAUGAAAUAUCCCAUCGUGCCUCUGUUUAUAACAAUAUACUCCGAUUUCUGUCCGAGAAUGAGUGUAGCCUGGUACGUAUCUUACCAGCAACAGUUAGUAUUGUGCGCCGUGUCUAUGAGCUCUACAAACAGUAUCAUCAUGAAAACCUGGCAGUCUAUCUGACAAAGCCACUUCCUACAGAUAUAAUUAAGUUAGACUCGCCGGAUUCAGCUGUAGUGGAGUUGUCUUUAAACAUACCCGGGAUCGAGAGCAGUCGUACUUCGCCGUUCACGUCCUUUCUUCAUCACAACACCUUCAAGGACAUGCCACAAGAACAGGAGGUGAAUGUUGCUUACAGUAAGAAAGAAGUGGUGAAAGCGCAGGAGGACAGCAUGCUUGAACAAUGCAUGGUGAUUGAAAAUAUUGUAGAUGAGCUGCGUGCAGUCCAGCUACCCCACGAGGUGCGGCUGUGUAUUGAGGCGAUGGAGCCUUGCUUGGAAAAUCACAUCGGCUCCGUCGCUGCAGCCCUCCAGAUCGCUGAGAGGACUUUGCAUGAAGCAUGGAAAUGGCACGAGGAGGCCGUGCAGUUAUGGAUGGACACUAGGAAAAAGUGUCUUGCAAUGAGAGGGGUAAUGGGCCUCCAUGAAAGAACGCUCGAAGCCCAAAAAGAACUUGAGGAGUGGUGUAAAAAUCUCAAGGAUGCAGAAUCAGAUUGGCUUCGAUUCAUCGGCCCACUGGAUUUUGGUGCCGACAUCGAGAAAUUGAUCCGGCUGCUUCUGCCGGGGGACUGUCGCGGUACCCGUGAAUAUAUUCUACAAGCAGAGGGUGUCGUCGCCGAAACGCGAAGAACCCUGCAAACUGCCUCAAUCCCCAUCGCAGGUACGCGCCGAAUUACCGCCCCAGAGCUUUCUUCUUUUCAGACCGUGCAGAUGGAAAAUACACAAGCGAAUUUGAGGAAGCUUGCCUCGCAAGGGGAGCGGCUGCUAGCGCGACUUAGGGAGGUUAUGGAGCAAUCCAAUUGGUGGGAAAAACGACAGGCGGCAAUGCGAUGCGUGGUGCUGGUGAUAUGGAGUGCUCCAGAGCUAAAGAACAAGCUAGCUGGGGCGACCCAACUUCUGCAGGAUGAAUGCGCCAAGCUAAACAACGCGCCUUCUGAUUUUGGAAGGCACGUUGGCCUCGAUAUCGCAACUAAUGCGAACGUGGAUAGAGACCUGACUCCUUGGAAAAGGCGGUCGAAGGUUUCUUCAACACAUGAAAGUAGCAACGACACUUUGUGCUUCGGGAAUUUCGUUGAUAAAAAAAGGCAUCGAAGUGAGGAAACAUCGUCAUCACACGCUGGCGAGGGUGUUUCUUCUACUGGGGCUCAAUCGACCAUGACGAGUAUGGGUAUUAAGACCACUAAUGAGUCAUUGUCGUCCAUGGAAGCUAAGGUUAGUAAUUCGUUAAAGAACAGACUUAGGAAAAAUCGAGAAGCCUUGUAA